AUGCCUAAUAACAGACAGGUAGCUAUACACAGACUGUCAUUACUAGGAAAGCGUUUCAAAGGUGAUGCAGAAUUUCAAGGACAGUACGGUGAUUUCAUGAAUAAGAUGAUGGAGAAUGGCUAUGCGCGAAAGGUUCCAAGUAGGGAUUUGACACAGAACGAUGGAUGUGUUUGGUAUUUGCCGCAUCAUGGUGUAUUCCAUCCAAAGAAAAACAAAAUACGUGUUGUAUUCGACUGUGCGGCACGUUUUCAAGGAAGGUCCUUGAAUGAAGAAUUAUUGCAAGGUCCGAACCUUACGAACACUCUUAUUGGAACAUUGAUCAGGUUUCGCGAGGAGCAAGUUGCUAUUAUGGGGGACAUAGAUAGCAUGUUUUAUCAGGUUAGGGUCCCAGAAUGUGAUGCUAGUUUGUUACGGUUUCUAUGGUGGGAAGAUGGGGACAUUAAUAAACAUAUUGUUGAAUAUCAAAUGAUGGUUCAUUUGUUCGGUGCAAGGUCCUCGCCGAGUUGCGCGAAUUAUGCAUUGAAAAGAACUGUACAAGACCGUAGUGAUGACAUUGAUGAAGAAAUAGCUGACACUGUUAUGAAAAACUUUUACGUGGACGAUUGCUUAAAAUCCGUUGAUACUGUUGAUCACGCGAAAUCAGUUGUGAAAGGUUUACAAAAAGCUUUGAGUCAGGGCGGGUUUCACAUAUCAAAGUGGUUGAGCAACAGUCGUGAGGUAAUGCAGGCAGUUCCUGCUAGUGACAGAGCCAAAGAGAUUCAAGAUUUAGACCUGGACCAAGACGUUCUUCCCAUUGAUCGUGCACUUGGGGUGCAAUGGAAUGUUGAGUCCGAUAUGUUCUGUUUCAAGGUCCACCUCAAGGAACGUCCACUUACCAGGAGGGGGAUGUUGUCUAUGAUUAGCAGCGUGUAUGACCCUUUGGGAUUCCUGGCGCCAUUUAUGCUUCAAGCUAAGAAUCUUUUGAAAGAUCUGUGUAGGUUAGGUCUAGGCUGGGAUGAUCCUGUCCCAGAAAAAGUUGUCGAGCGGUGGUAUCUGUGGCUAAAUGAUGUUGAAAAGCUAUCCGACUUCAGCGUUACUAGGUGUUUGAAGCCAUCACUGUUUGGAAAAAUUACUUCCGCUGUCCUACAUCAUUUUUCUGAUGCCAGUGAAAGUGGAUACGGAAUUGUCACAUAUCUCAGAUUAGUAGAUUCAGAUGAAAGAGUUCAUUGCUCAUUUGUGAUUGGAAAAUCGCGUGUUGCGCCGUUGAAACAGGUCACAAUACCGAGAUUAGAACUUACAGCUGCUACAGUUGCUGUUCGCACAGACAGAAUGGUGAAAUCAGAAAUUGACAUUCCGUUGAAUGACUCAGUGUUUUGGACUGAUAGUAUGUCGGUUCUUCGCUACAUUAUGAAUACCACAUCAAGAUUUCACACAUUCGUAGCUAAUAGACUAUCGGUAAUUCAUGAAGGUUCGAACCCCGACCAGUGGCGGUAUGUGAGCACGAAGCUCAACCCAGCGGACAUAGCUUCCAGGGGUAUUCCAGCAACUGACCUCUCGAGGCAUUGGAUUGAAGCACCAGAAUUUUUGUGGAAGUCCAUAUUACCGGAAACUACCAUUCCAGUAUCAGAUUCUCUACUUGAUGAUGACCCCGAGGUUAAGAAAAUAAACUUCGUGAAAUCAGUUACAAACAAUGUUACUUUUGAAUCAAUUGAAGAGGAUCCAAUUCACAAACUAAUAUUACACUAUUCUUCAUGGCUAAGACUUAAAAGAGCAGUAGCCUGGAUACUUAAGGUUCGCGCAAAGUUGUUGCAACGCGUAAAGUGUAAGUCUAGUUCGCAAAGUCAUUUUUCUGGUGACAUUGACCGUGGUUGUCCUGACAUAACAGUUCAUGACUUAAAUCUAGCUGAAAUAAUUGUCAUCAGUUAUACUCAGAAAAAUGCAUUCCCAGAGGAAAUCGCGACUCUCGCGUCCGGAAAGUACAAAUUGAAAAGAGACAGUUCGAUAAGAAAUCUUGACCCUGUUCUUGAUGAUGGACUUUUGCGUGUUGGAGGUCGUUUAAACGAGUCAUGUAUGCCAAUUGAAAGCAAAAAUCCUAUCAUAUUGCCAAAAAACUGUCAUGUUUCUAGUCUAAUAAUGAGACAAAUUCAUCAAGAUCUCAACCAUGUUGGUCGAAACCAGAUGCUUUCGAAAUUAAGAGAAAGAUUUUGGCUGAUCAAUGCACCGUCAGCUAUCAGAAAAAUCAUUUCAAAAUGUGUAGUUUGUAGACGACAGCGAGGCAGCGUUGGUGAACAAAAAAUGUCCGAUUUGCCUGAAGAUCGAGUCACGCCAAAUGAACCACCUUUUACGCGCGUAGGUGUGGAUUACUUUGGACCCUUUGAGGUUAAGCAAGGAAGAAGCUAUGUAAAACGUUAUGGUGUUAUUUUUACGUGUUUAGCAAGUCGAGCUGUUCAUUUGGAAGUUGCCGCGUCUCUAGACACUGACUCGUACAUCAAUGCAUUACGUCGUUUUAUUGCUCGUCGCGGACAAGUGACAAAAAUGCGGUCUGAUAAUGGAAGUAAUUUCAUUGGUGCCAAUAAGGAACUCAAGAAAGCGAUUACUGACUGGAAUGUGUGUCAGAUUCAUGACGCAAUGUUACAGAAAAACAUAGAUUGGCAGUUUAAUCCUCCAGCAGGCUCGCAUCAUGGAGGCGUCUGGGAACGAAUGAUUAAGACUGUACGUCAAACUCUAAAUAGUGUUGUGAAGGAGCAAACUCUUAAUGAUGAGUCCUUACAUACUUUGUUUUGCGAAGUUGAGUCUAUAAUCAAUGAUAGACCAAUUACCAGGAAUUCAGAUUCACAUAAUGACCUUGAGACGUUAACCCCGAAUCACCUUCUUCUUAUGAAACGUAAGCCAAGUUUACCUCCAGGAAUCUUUGCGAAAACAGAUAAUUACAUCAGACGUCGCUGGAGACAAGUUCAGUACAUGACUGAUCUGUUUUGGCAUCGGUGGACUCGAGAAUAUUUACCUCUACUCCAAGAACGUCAGAAGUGGUGUGACGUCAAAAGAAAUUUAUGCGUUGGUGAUGUUGUCCUAGUUGUAGAUUCUAACGCGCCAAGGAAUUCGUGGUUGAUGGGUAAAGUAACAGAGACUAUUCCAGAUAGAUUAGGCCAUGUUAGGCAAGUGAAGUUGAAAACUGUGUUCAAUACGAGCUUGGUACGUCCAGUUGACAAGCUAUGCUUGCUUCUUGAAGCGGAAACAUAG
Mercenaria mercenaria is the source of this 3219-nucleotide messenger RNA. RefSeq lists its product as uncharacterized. The transcript has a single exon. Gene Ontology annotation, molecular function: nucleic acid binding. NCBI's taxonomy places the organism in Eukaryota, Metazoa, Mollusca, Bivalvia, Venerida, Veneridae. The record is from RefSeq and is a predicted model, not a curated record. Bases 1 to 3219 code for a protein of 1072 amino acids. Gene Ontology annotation, biological process: DNA integration.